AUGGUAGACGACGACGACGCAUGGACAUUUGUCGGUCGAAAGGGAAAAUCGACCAGGAAACCUGCCAUCAAGCAGCAACCUCCGUCCACAGAAGCCGCAUCAUUCGCAUACAAGCAGAAAGCGGGGCUCCCGUCGAGCGUUCCAGACAAGCAUGCGUCCGCUACCCUCCUUGCCAAGGUGAGGCGGCAUGUCAAGUCGAUGCGGCGCAGUCCGUUCCUCGCCACCCUCAUCGAAGCCCUGGAAACGCAGCUACCAACAACAUUCGAGACGCCGUCGAAGAUGCAGCUCGUGUGCUACGGCUUGGGCAGUUUCUCAAGCAGCAACGCCGCGUAUCAGCUAGCAUGUGCGGUGCUCGUGCGCGAAUGGAUGGAGAACCAUGCCGCCAUCGACCUGCAACAUGCAUGCCUGUUUGACCCCAUCAUGACGCAGGACGACAAGGAGGUCGCGUCGGCCGUGGACUUUGUCGUGCUGGCGACCAACGAACAAGGCCACCGGCGGUCAGCGGACUCGCUGCAGACGCUGUUCUUCAUGCCACACUGCGGCAAACAGCUCUACCAGAACGUCCUUCUCUCCAACUGGACAACUCUGCAGCGCGUGUUCAUCUUGGGCAACAGCUUCUCCGCGUACGACGACCGCGUGGUGGCGGCGGCCGACAGACGGACCUCCAUCUUUAGUGCGCUCGUGCCCUACACCGCCGAAGUGGCCGUCGGUAAAAUCACCAAGUCUUGGAGCGAAUACGUGCAGUACGACGCAGCCUUUAACGACUUGAGUUUGCAUGCGUUUCCCGCAACCAAACUGCAGGACGCCGUCCGCGACGGGGUGUUUGCAAGAGAUGCCGACGCGUUCGAUGUCGGGACUGACGAAGAUCUAAUGUAAACACAUGUUCACACCACCCAAA
Aphanomyces astaci is the source of this 898-nucleotide messenger RNA. RefSeq lists its product as hypothetical. Gene Ontology annotation, cellular component: nucleus; cytoplasm. The transcript is spliced from 3 exons. Gene Ontology annotation, biological process: microtubule-based process. NCBI's taxonomy places the organism in Eukaryota, Oomycota, Saprolegniomycetes, Saprolegniales, Verrucalvaceae. The coding region runs from base 1 to 876 and encodes 291 amino acids. The record is from RefSeq and is a predicted model, not a curated record.